AUGAAGUUUGCAGUUAUUUUUUUAAAAUUGUUAGUAAUAAUUGUUAUAACAAUUCAAGAAAUCUCCCUUUCUAGCUGUAUUAUGUUAAAUAAAAUAUUUCUAUGGAUAUUAGACAGUACAUUUAUUAUUACAAUAUCCUAUUUUUUAUUUAGAUCAGUAAACAAUAUACAAAUAUAUACUAUAUUUGUAUAUAGUAUAGUAACAAAAAUAACAAUAAUAUUUUUUGUAUCAUUUCCAAAAUAUAUAAUGAAUAAAAAUCUUGAAAAUAUAUUAACAAUAUCUUAUUAUGAUAUAUUUUCUUAUAAAAUAUUUUUAGUAUCAACAUGUAUACUACUAUUGAUAUUAGUAUAUAUAUUUCUAUUUUAUAUUAUAAAUUUUUCUUUUUUAAAUAUACAUAAUAUUAAUAAUGAAAAUGCCAUAUUUUUUGUAAUAAUUGUUCAAGUUACUAUAGAUAUAAUAGAUAUAUCUCACUUUUUUUGUUCUAGUUAUUUUAAUUUUGUUUUAUAUUAUUUUAGAUUAAAAGGAGAGUAUUACAUAUUUACUCGUCUUAGUUUAUUUUUACACACUUCACUAAAUAUAAAAAACAUAAUUCAAUUUUAUAGUAAUACUCUUAAUGUAUAUGAAAUUAUGUUUAUUGUAUAUGGUGUAUUUAUAUCUUUGAACAUAUUUUUACAUGCAUAUUCAUUGCCUAGUUAUUCCUAUGAAACAGUUAUACAGAAGAAGGGUGGUGCUAUAUCAAAUACCAUAAGAAGACAUCACAAUUAUUGUAUAAACAAUCCUGAAGUUUAUUUUAUUCAUUUUUCUCCUCUUAACAACAAUCCACUUUACAACUUAAAUGAAUAUCUGAAUCAAAAAAAUUUUCAUUCUAACUCACUAGAAGGCAAAGAGAUAGAAAAUUUUCAAAAAAAUGAUAUUUUUUUUUCUUUCCAAAAUAAUGAUAAUACAAAAAUUCAACAAAAUAAUAAAUUUCAUCUCAAUGUAGGAGGGGAUGCAACAUCUUGUCUUAAAUACAUCACCAUUUUCCGGCUUCUCUUUACUGACAUACCUUUUCUUGUGGCUCGCUUGUUUAAUUUUUUUCUUUUCUUGGAUGCACAUGCGGCCCAAUCCCUCUUUGUUGUAAAAAACAUUUGCUUUAUAAUUAUAAACACGUCCAGAAUAUACCGAAAAUCCAAGUACUACAGUAGAAAUGGUAAUGUAGAUAAUGAAAUGGAUAUAGGGAAAAUAAAUGAAAAUAUAUAUUCAGAAGAAAGUGAAAAGAAUAUAUACAAACGUAUAGGAAAGGAAAGCAAAGAUAAUAAUGAAGAAAUGAAAAUAGAACAAAUAAAACAUAAUUUUGAAAGAAAAAAAACUACAAGCUUAUUAAAAGGUUCUAUAGUUAGUAAAUGGAUUAACAAUAGUAUAUCUAGUAAAAAAAAAAUAAUUAAAAAAGAAAGUUUUAAUGAAAAGGUUAAUAUUUAUAAAAUAAAUGAAGCAUCUUAUAAUAGACCUACUAAUACUAUUUAUGACAAAAUUCAAAAAUAUUAUUACUUUUUAUAUAUAAAAUAUAAUGGAAUAAAUUUAAAAAAAAAUAUAUCAUGCUAUGUUGAUGAUAUUAAAACAAAUUCUAUAAAAAAUAUAUUUUUAUUUAUUUUUUUCAUUUGUCUUAUAGCCGUAAAAAUAACAAUUAUAGCUAUAAUAUAUUCAUUUAAUUUUGAUGAUCAAUUGAAACAAAAUUUAUAUCAAAUUACACAUUUUCAUAAUAUUCAAAACAUCGAGCUAUCUCUAAUGCUUCAAAUUAUUUUUAUUAUUAUUUCUGUAUAUACUAUAUCUGUUUUUUUAAUUAAUUUUUUUACAUAUUCUUUAUUUGAAGCUAUUUUUAUGUUUAUAUUAUAUAUUUCAAAUCUUUUAUCAUAUUCAUUUGUUUUAUUUAUUUUAUCUUUUUCUCCGCCAUCCUAUGAUGUAUUUGUCUAUUUUACUCCCCAAAAGGAUAUACUUUUAAUUCUUUGUGUUUUCAUUUACGAGAUUCAUUUAUUUCUUUCUGACUCAUACAUGUUCAUAUAUAUGUUGAUUGGUGGAGAAUAUAUCACUUAUAAAUAUAGAAUAGAGAGUAAACAACAAAAUAAUGUAAACAAUAAUUAUAAGAAAAAUGAAGAAGUAUCAGUAUCUAUUUCUGUUAUAUCAUUCAUGGUUGUUAAAAUAAUAAAAUAUAUGAAAGCACCAAUAUUAUUAAACAGAAUUAUAAUUGGAAAUAAUUUCAUUAAAAAUACUAGACUAGAUAAUUUUUUAUACUUUUCUCAUAUUAAAGAAAUAAUUAUAAAACUUAUUAUUUAUUUUUUUUGUUUUUUUAUAUUUGAAAAAAAUUAUUAUAUAAAUUUUUUUUUUUUGGUGGCGCUAUUCUCAAUUAAUAUAUUUAUAUCCUUACUAUAUUUAAUCUUAUCAAAAAUAUACAGAAAUGCUGCUAUGAAAUCUAUAAUUGCACAAUCUAUAUUUUCAGAUAUAAAUCGAGAUCAAAUCAAAGAUUCAAAUACGACUCCCAAAUUAAAUCGCCUAUAUAAUAAGUAUUCCUAUGAUCAUUUAAUUUUGUUUAACAACUCUUUAAACUAUUUUUAG
Molecule: messenger RNA, 2589 nt
Organism: Plasmodium berghei ANKA
Lineage: Eukaryota; Apicomplexa; Aconoidasida; Haemosporida; Plasmodiidae
Product: conserved Plasmodium membrane protein, unknown function
Exons: 4
Coding region: 1-2589 (862 amino acids)
Source: RefSeq, a predicted model, not a curated record